UUUCGCUAAUAACAAAUAACAACACCAGUCCAGGCCGUCAAGGAAUAUAAAUACCAAAAGAAAGAAGAAGAAAAACUAACCUAAAAACUGGUGUUGUGGUUUCGUUUUGUUUGAUGGAAUGUAAAUUUGUAUUUUUAUGAACUAUUAUUGAAAAUGUCCAAACAAUAUGGUUUAAGUUUUCCUAAACAGAAUACUGGCCACCAAAUUGGCCAAGUUUCAUUAGCUAAACCUUCAGUUUUCGAUAAUAAUUCUGACAGUGAAGACCAACCAACUAAGCCCACAGGAAUCAGAGGCUCAAAAAAGCAGGAUAUUAUUAGCCAAGAGAAAGCUAUUGCAGAUGACCCCACUGUUUAUCAAUAUGACGAAGUAUAUGAUCAGAUUGAGAAGAAACGCAAUGAAUCGAAGCUUGCUCGAACAGAUUUAGAAAAGAAACCGAAAUAUAUUAGUAAAUUGUUAGCUGCAGCUGAAAAAAGGAAGAGAGAAAAUGAUCGGAGAAUUGAAAGGCAGGUUCAGAAGGAACGUGAAGAUGAAGGUGACAUGUUCAAGGAUAAAGAAUCAUUCAUAACACCAUCUUAUAAAAAGAAACUUGAAGAAAUGAAGCAACUGGAAGAAGAAGAAAAACGCGAGGAAUACUUAGAAAGUAUUGGAGAUGUGGUAAAACAGGGCAAUUUAGAUGGAUUUUACAGACAUUUGUAUGACCAAAAAAUAAAUUACCAAGACAAGGAAAAAACUGAGAAGAAUGACACAGAAAUUAAAAAAGAAGCAACAGAUGAUGUGGAAGAAGAAAUUAGAACUGAAGAUAAUAAAACUGUAGCAGUUAGUGAGGGAAAAUCCGAUAAAUUAAUAAGAAAGAGAAAAUAUCGAACAAAAAGAAAUUCAGAUGAUGAUAGUCCUAGUGAGGAAGAACCAGAAGUGAAAAAGGAGCAUUUGCCAUCAAACAUAGAUGCAGAUUCUGAUUUCAGUGUUGAUUCGUCAGACAGUGAUGAGGAAGACAAUAAAAAAGUUGCAGACAAUAAGAAACAGGUGGAAGAGCCAAUUAAACCAGAGAUAAAAGAUUGUAAGUUUGUAGAAAUACCAAUUAAACCUGAAGAACUUGUUAAGGAAGAAGUGGAGGUAAAAACUACUGUAAAAAAGGAGAAAAUUGACAUUUGGAAAAAGAGAACUGUUGGUGAAAAAUAUGAGGAAGCUGUAAAAAGAUAUUUUGAAAGAAAAGCUAUACGAGAAAUGGGACAGUAGGAUAUUCAAUUAAUUUUUAUUUAUUAUUAUUAAGUAUAUAUAAAAAUGAUUUUUAUUUGCAUACUCUUACUGCUUAUUAUAUCUUGAAGUUAUUCUUUGAUUGACAAACUGUUAAAACACUUUUCUUCUUGAGAAGAUUCUUCAAAGAAAAGAAAACUCAUUGUGUAUAACACAAAACGUUUUUACUACUAUAUAGUUGAAAAUACACAUUUAACUCGCUCAAACAUGUCUUUUUUGUAAUUUUUCAUUAUUUCUGAUAUAAUCAUUGGUGUAAUUACAUAGCUAUUACUUUUAAAUUCCUUUUUUUGGAAAGUAUUAAAAUACAAUGUCAACUAUAA
Psylliodes chrysocephalus is the source of this 1574-nucleotide messenger RNA. NCBI's taxonomy places the organism in Eukaryota, Metazoa, Arthropoda, Insecta, Coleoptera, Chrysomelidae. The record is from the annotation of a GenBank genome assembly.